Molecule: messenger RNA, 994 nt
Organism: Rubroshorea leprosula
Lineage: Eukaryota; Viridiplantae; Streptophyta; Magnoliopsida; Malvales; Dipterocarpaceae
Source: the annotation of a GenBank genome assembly
ACAACUAUUAAUUAUUUCUAACAGUUAAACUAAACAAAGGCUAAGUUCAUAUUGUUUGAGUAAAACUUUGACCAUUGUUGGCUGUUAGAGUAACUGCACUGUCUGCACACGAGCCAAUAAAAGUAACUGUUGGAACUUCUUCAUUUCAUUUUGGACACACUAUUCUUUGAUGGAUUUUGAAUCCUUUUCGAAUGUCAAUUAGAUCCCUUUAUGACAACAUUAUGCUGUUAUUUUUUUGUCCGAUUUAAGAAAACUACCUGUUAAUUACGUUGGAUCACACUUGUGCAGCCUCAAUAUAUGUGCGUGGGAAUUCAUGAUUUGCCUUGGCUUCUUCGCUGCUGCAUGCGUAAGGGUAGCAAAUGAGCUGGGGAAGGGAAAUGCUGAGGCUGUGAAAUUCUCUAUAAAAACCAUUUUGAGUACUACGACUUUUAUUGGACUGUUCUUCUUUGUUCUGUGUUUGGUAUUCGGACGCCAAAUUUCCUACCUAUUUUCAAGUAGUGAGGAAGUUGCAGAAUCUGUGUCCAGCCUUUCAAAUCUCCUUGCAAUCAACAUAUUGUUGAAUAGCAUUCAGCCAGUCCUCUCAGGAGUGGCAAUAGGCGCUGGAAUGCAAACAACAGUUGCUGUAGUGAACUUAGGGUGCUAUUAUGUGAUAGGGAUACCUCUAGGAGUUGUUCUGGGAUAUGUGGUCAAUCUUCAAAUUAAGGGUCUGUGGAUUGGAAUGCUAACGGGAGUGGCAAUGCAAACCUUUGUUCUUUCUUUAAUUGUAUGGAAAACCAAUUGGGACAACCAGGUAAGCAUGGUGAAACAUUAUGGUUAAUCGAAGAGAAGAUCUUGACGUAAAAAGACUUUGUAGUUCUUUGCAACUACAAGUAUUGAGCCUAUUGUCACAAUCGGUCUUGACGUACGUAAAUGAAGGUAUAUGUAACAAUUCAUUGUAUUCAGAGAGCAUGAGGUGUCUGUCAGUACUAUCCUAUUAUAAAUUCCUAAUAUCAGC